Molecule: messenger RNA, 3284 nt
Organism: Serinus canaria (Common canary)
Lineage: Eukaryota; Metazoa; Chordata; Aves; Passeriformes; Fringillidae
Gene: GRID1
Product: glutamate ionotropic receptor delta type subunit 1
Exons: 14
Coding region: 5-2791 (928 amino acids)
Biological process (GO): modulation of chemical synaptic transmission; synaptic transmission, glutamatergic; monoatomic ion transport
Cellular component (GO): postsynaptic membrane; plasma membrane
Molecular function (GO): glutamate-gated receptor activity; transmitter-gated monoatomic ion channel activity involved in regulation of postsynaptic membrane potential
Source: RefSeq, a predicted model, not a curated record
CCUGAUGACCCUGGGGAUCUUAGCGCUGGUGACGUCGACGGGCUGCGCAUCGGCCAACGCGCUGCAGUCGCUGACGGACGCCAUGCACAUUCCGCACCUGUUUGUGCAGCGCAGCACGGGCGGCUCCCCGCGCACGGCCUGCCAGCUCAACCCCAGCCUGGAGGACGAGGAGUACACGCUGGCCGCGCGCCCGCCCGUGCGCCUCAACGACGUCAUGCUCAAGCUGGUCACCGAGCUGCGCUGGCAGAAGUUCAUCGUCUUCUACGACAGCGAUUAUGAUAUACGUGGACUGCAGGGAUUUCUCGACCAGGCCUCCAGGCUGGGACUUGAUGUAUCAUUACAAAAAGUGGACAGGAACAUCAGCAGAGUGUUUUCCAACCUUUUCACCACCAUGAAAACGGAGGAGCUGAACCGCUACCGGGACACCUUGCGAAGGGCCAUCCUCCUCCUGAGCCCACGGGGAGCCCAGACUUUCAUUAAUGAGGCUGUGGAAACCAACCUUGCAUCAAAGGAUAGUCACUGGGUCUAUGUAAAUGAGGAAAUCACUGAUAAUGAAAUAUUGGAGUUGGUGCAUAGUGCUCUGGGGAGGAUGACAGUGAUCCGGCAGAUUUUCCCUCUGGCAAGGGACAACAACCAGAGGUGCAUGAGGAACAACCACCGAAUAUCAUCGCUGCUGUGUGACCCACAGGAAGGCUAUCUUCAGAUGCUGCAGGUUUCCAACCUGUACCUGUAUGACAGUGUGCUCAUGCUGGCCAAUGCUUUCCACAGAAAACUGGAGGACAGGAAAUGGCACAGCAUGGCAAGUCUGAACUGCAUGAGGAAAUCCACCAAACCUUGGAAUGGAGGAAGAUCCAUGCUAGAGACUAUUAAGAAGGGUCAUAUAACUGGGCUAACUGGUGUUAUGGAGUUCAGAGAAGAUGGAGCCAAUCCCUAUGUCCAAUUUGAAAUACUGGGCACCAGCUACAGCGAAACAUUUGGCAAAGACGUGCGGAGGCUGGCGACGUGGGACUCUGAGAAAGGCCUGAACGGCAGCCUCCAAGAGCGGCGUCUGGGCAACGACCUACAGGGAGUGACACUCAAAGUGGUGACUGUCUUGGAAGAACCUUUUGUGAUGGUGGCAGAGAACAUCCUUGGGCAGCCAAAACGAUAUAAAGGAUUUUCCAUUGAUGUCCUGGAUGCACUGGCCAAGAAUCUGGGCUUCAAGUAUGAGAUAUAUCAAGCUCCUGAUGGCAAGUAUGGACAUCAGCUCCAAAACAGCUCCUGGAAUGGCAUGAUUGGAGAACUCAUUAAUAAGAGGGCAGACCUGGCCAUCUCAGCCAUCACCAUAACGCCCGAGCGGGAGAGCGUGGUGGACUUCAGCAAGCGCUACAUGGACUAUUCCGUGGGCAUCUUAAUCAAAAAGCCCGAGGAGAAGAUCAACAUCUUCUCACUCUUCGCCCCUUUCGACUUCGCGGUGUGGGCCUGCAUUGCGGCGGCCAUCCCCAUCGUGGGGGUGCUGAUCUUUGUGCUGAACCGCAUCCAGGCGGUGCGGGCGCAGGGCGCGGCGCAGCCCAGCCCCUCCGUGUCCUCCACCCUGCACAGCGCCAUCUGGGUCGUGUAUGGAGCCUUCGUGCAGCAAGGGGGUGAAUCCUCUGUCAAUUCCGUGGCGAUGCGCAUUGUCAUGGGAAGCUGGUGGCUCUUCACCCUUAUUGUGUGCUCUUCCUACACAGCGAAUUUAGCAGCAUUUCUCACAGUAUCAAGGAUGGAUAAUCCCAUAAGAACAUUUCAGGAUCUGUCCAAACAAAUGGAUAUAUCUUAUGGUACAGUCAGGGACUCUGCAGUGUAUGAAUACUUUAAAGCAAAAGGGACCAACCCUUUGGAGCAGGAUAACACAUUUGCUGAACUGUGGAGGACCAUCAGUAAGAAUAAUGGGGCAGAUAAUUGUGUAUCAAACCCUUCUGAAGGCAUCAGGAAGGCAAAGAAGGGAAAUUAUGCUUUCCUGUGGGAUGUGACAGUGGUGGAAUAUGCUGCACUGACAGAUGAUGAAUGCUCUGUGACAGUCAUUGGGAACAGCAUCAGCAGCAAAGGAUAUGGUAUAGCACUCCAGCAUGGAAGUCCCUACAGAGAUCUUUUCUCCCAGAGGAUCCUAGAGUUGCAAGAAAGUGGAGAUUUGGAUGUUCUUAAGCAGAAGUGGUGGCCACGGAUGGGACGUUGUGACCUGAAUAGCCAUACCAAUGCACAGACAGAUGGGAAGGCACUCAAGCUGCACAGUUUUGCAGGAGUUUUCUGCAUUUUGGCAAUAGGCCUUCUUCUUGCUUGCUUGGUGGCAGCAUUGGAGUUGUGGUGGAACAGCAACCGUUGUCAUCAAGAAACACCGAAAGAGGACAAAGAAGUGAAUCUGGAGCAGGUGCACAGACGCAUGAACAGUUUAAUUGAUGAAGACAUAGCCCACAAGCAGAUCUCUCCAGCGUCCAUCGAGAUCUCAGCGCUGGAGAUCGGUGGCAUGCAGCCAGCUCAGACCCUGGAGCCGGUGCGCGAGUACCAGAACACGCAACUUUCUGUCACCACCUUUUUACCAGAACAGACAACUCAUGGUGCCAGCAGGACACUGACAGCUGCCUCGGGCAGCAACCUGCCGCUGCCCCUGAGCAGCUCAGCCACCAUGCCCUCCAUACAGUGCAAACACAGGUCACCCAACGGAGGACUAUUCCGGCAGAGCCCCGUGAAAACCCCGAUCCCAAUGUCAUUCCAGUCCGUGCCGGGGGGAGUCAUUCCAGAAGCAAUGGAGCCCUCGCACGGAACAUCCAUAUGACGAAAACAAACAGUACAAACAACCAGCAGAGAUUUUUAAUACAAAAUUUAAAAGAAACAAAAAAAAAAAAAAAGAAAAAGAAAAAGAAAAUGAACUCUUACAUUUUUCUUGUAUAUACUUGUAAAUAAUGAAAGAAUGAAGUGGGGUAAAAGUGUAUUUUGAAUAUUCCCAAUUUUCGAAGUAAGUAAAAAAACAAAACAAAAAACAAACAAAAAUGUAUGAAUGACUUUGUAAAUUUUGUUCUAUAUGAAUAAAAAGGCAAACUACUUGUGGUCGUUCUCAAGUGCCAAAGAAGACCUGUUACUGGGACUGAGGGCCAUACUUUUCUUUUUUUCCCAUGGAUUUCAACACUUAUUCCCUUACAGGUAUGGUUUUUUUAAGAGCAAAAAAUUUAUCUCUUUCUUGCUAGAAAAAUUCACCAUGCUCAGAUUUCUCCUUUCCCCAGAACCCUGUUUUAUAGUCACGAUGACAAUUCACUCAGAGAACUUAGCAG